GUUGCUGGCUUUUUCUGGAGCUGCUCGCUUGCAGCCAGAGAAGCUGCUUUUUUUUUUUUUUUUUUUUUUCCGGGUUCUGAGCUGUUCCGGAUGCUUUAGGCUGACGGAUGUCUGAUCUCCGGAUAACUGAGGCGUUUCUGUACAUGGAUUAUCUGUGUUUUAGAGCGCUUUGCUGCAAGGGACCACCACCUGCACGACCAGAAUAUGACCUGGUUUGCAUAGGCCUCUCGGGUUCUGGCAAGACCAGCUUGCUGUCAAAACUCUGCAGUGAAAGCCCUGAGAACGUUGUGUCAACCACAGGUUUUAGUAUAAAGGCAGUGCCAUUCCAGAAUGCCAUCUUGAAUGUAAAAGAACUUGGAGGGGCUGAUAAUAUCCGGAAAUACUGGAGCCGCUACUACCAAGGAUCUCAAGGGGUAAUAUUCGUGUUAGACAGUGCCUCGUCAGAGGAUGAUUUAGAAACUGCCAGAAACGAACUGCACUCAGCUCUUCAGCACCCACAGUUAUGCACUUUACCUUUUUUAAUAUUGGCCAAUCAUCAAGACAAGCCAGCGGCUCGCUCAGUACAAGAGAUCAAAAAAUAUUUCGAACUUGAACCACUCGCCCGUGGAAAACGCUGGAUUCUGCAGCCCUGCUCACUGGAUGACAUGGAUGCACUGAAAGACAGCUUCUCUCAGCUGAUAAAUUUAUUGGAAGAAAAAGACCAUGAAGCUAUGAGAAUGUGAAAUUUCAUAACUUCCCAAAAGGCCUUGAACCUAUCACGUUGGUUUCUCAUUUUAAUUUUGUUUUGGUAUCAAGACUAUCAUGGCAUCAGAUCUAUUUUCUCUAGUUAUUUCAGACGCUCAUCUCUGUAGUAAAGUGAAUAUUCUGUAAAUCAGGUAAAUUAUCAUUGGCACUAACUCAAGUACACACUACUGAGGGAGAAUUUAUUCUCUGUUUACCACUAAUUAUCUUUACCGCAUGUCUCUUCCUUCUGUCGUUCUUAGCAUCUCUUCUACACUUUGUGUUAAAAUGGAUAGAAUUCGGCUCAUGGAAAUCAAAUCCCUUAUGAAGAGCUCAGAAAGACUCACAUACUUUGACUCAUUUUUCCUGGGUUUUCUAUUGGAGUAUUGGGUGACUGAGACUCCACAGAUAUGUAUGUCAUUUUCAUGAUCUCUUCAGGAUUUGGGGGCUUUUAAAUUUUAUUUUAUCUCAAUUUUGUUGUUUUAGUUUUUUGUAUACUGACUUAUAGACUAUGAGCAAAAAAAAAAAUUGACAACCAUAAGCUUCAAUUAAUCAUCUUAUCAUAAAGGAAUAUCUGACCACAGUAAAAUUAGCUUUGAGGAACUUAAAGACCAGAUUCACAGUGUUUCCUUGAUUACAUCUGCAAUAUUGCUCCCUUCUCUCUUUUAAGAACAAAGCCAUUGUUUUAGUUGUUGAGAGAGUUGGAGGAAAUUUAGGCACAAUGCAUGCACCACUAGCUACAUUUGAUCAAGUCCUCAAAUAUUUUGUAAUGAAACCAUUAACCUGCAUAAUG
Messenger RNA from Castor canadensis (American beaver), 1513 nucleotides. It is a transcript of the gene Arl15, whose product is annotated as ARF like GTPase 15. The record is from RefSeq and is a predicted model, not a curated record. NCBI's taxonomy places the organism in Eukaryota, Metazoa, Chordata, Mammalia, Rodentia, Castoridae. Gene Ontology annotation, molecular function: GTPase activity; GTP binding.